Messenger RNA from Oreochromis niloticus (Nile tilapia), 2561 nucleotides. RefSeq names its product protein limb expression 1. The record is from RefSeq and is a predicted model, not a curated record. Gene Ontology annotation, cellular component: cytoplasm. Gene Ontology annotation, biological process: autophagosome maturation. NCBI's taxonomy places the organism in Eukaryota, Metazoa, Chordata, Actinopteri, Cichliformes, Cichlidae. The transcript has 6 exons. The coding region runs from base 194 to 1237 and encodes 347 amino acids.
AGAGGGGGAUUUGGGGAGUUGGAGAAAGGGGAGUGGAGGUUCCUUCUAAUUUUGAGCCAUGGUGACGGUGGUGGCUACUCAGUUACUACUCUACUUAGCUACUCAGAGUCAGACGUGCUGUUUUGGUGGAUCAUUUUAAUAAGAGAAUGGUCUGAACGUGUUUGAGGCAGCAGGAACUAAAUGCUGAGAGAAGAUGAGUGACGUGAAAGUGGAGGAGAGCAUCAUGUCGUACUUAUCACAGACUGAGACUGGCGCCGGCCCCAAAGACUUAAACGUGGUGGCCAUUCUUCAUAACUUCUGGGAGCAGAAGCAGCUGAAUGGUUCCUCCAGUGACUCGGAUGGUUUUGGUGGGAAGGGAGCUGGCCAGACAGAGAGCCUGCUGUUGUACGAAUCUGCACCUUCUCCUGGUCCUCCAUACGUCUGCUAUGUCACGCUUCCUGGAGGAAGCUGUUUUGGUAACUAUAAGGUGUGUGAAACUCAAGCAGAAGCUCGGAGGGACGCGGCUCGCGUGGCUCUGAUGAACUCACUUGUGAAUGAGUUGCCAUGUCGACGCAUUGACCCUGAGUUCAUCGCUCAUAGUUUGCGUCAGGCGGCCAGAGACAGUGCUGUUUCUGUAGAAGAUGCAUGUGAUUCGGGUACCAGUAUAGGAACCUACAGUUUGCUGCUUCACUCCUACAUCGGAAGGAGCAUGCUGGAGUUCCAGGAGAUGAUGACAAUUUUCCAGUUGUUGCACUGGAACGGGACUCUGAAAGCUCUGAGGGAAAGGCAGUGCUCUCGACAGAGUGUGAUUAGAUAUUAUUCUCAGCGAGGACUCGAUGAGUACGUGCGCAGCAAUAUGGCUCUGGAUUGGCUCGGACGGGAGCAGAGAUCACCGGGUCUCAUCGGAGCGGAGCUGCAGGUGGCACAGAGGGAGCUGGUGUUGGCCCGGCGUCGAGGCAUAGAGCUGCGCUUCUACAAGGAAAAGACAGAGAUCCUUAGCUUGGCUCUCAGCCAAGCAUACAUUCCCCACACACCUGAGGUCUUCAACCAUUCACCGAGUCACAAAUACAAGCAAGAGCACCUGCCUUUAGACACAUUUUACAGCCAGGACACAGAAGCCCAGAGAGCCCCACCCUUAAGCCAUUUGCCACCGGUCCAUAAAAACACACAGCAAACAGUCUGUGAAGCCUCUGGACUCUCUGAUAGUCCUUCAUCAUGCUCAGAGCAAACAUUUGAGCCUUUAGAUGACUUUGAAUAAACUGAAUCACAAAGUAGAGGAUGGGCGAAACAUAUUGCCAUUUAACUCUAUACAUCCUAAAGACCCACUAGGAUUAACCAUGAAGCUCUUUUCUGAAGUGUUUUCUGUCAUAUUUGACACAUGAGAAGUUAGUGAGGGUAUUCUUUGCCUCUGCAGCUACCUUUGGAAAAAAUCUGCUACAUCUACAUUUGCUACACAGAAGGCAACUAAUAAAUAGAAUGUUUUUUGUCAGCAUCACUAAGAGUUUAAAAAGAGGUUUUACAAAAUUGAGUCGAGGUGUUAUUAUGAUGCCCAGCCAUUAUUAACAUACAGUUUAGUUUGUGACUAUAAAAGUAUGGCUCACUGUAAUGUAUAAGCAGCUUUAACAACAAUAAAUGUAGCAUUCAAGUGAUUUAGAUUAAAUAGUAGAAAACUUAAUUACAUUUUUAAUGUGAACCUCAGUUUUUUAUUUGUUUUUUUUUUUGUGAAGAGCACUCUGUUACUGUCCUACAUUUUAUUUAUGCACAUUCUUGUAGCAAUGUAGCAUGCACAGUCACAAAAAAGAGCAUUUUCAUAGCACUCUAUGCAGUCCUACCUAAAGCAUCCCUAGCAGCAGUAACUUGACUUUAUCAGUCUUUUUUUUACAACAUUGCUUCAGUUCAUUGAGGUUUAUGGGCAUUUGUUAUCCACAGCUCUCUUGAAGUCCCCCUGCAGUAUUUCAAUCAGGUUUAGGUCUGGACUUUGACUCGGCCACUAAACACAUCGAUUCUUUCCUUUUUCAGCUAUUCUGUUGUAGAUUUCCUGUUGUGCUUGGAAUCAUUGUCCUGGCAUGUGACACAAUUUGAUCAAAGUUUUAGAGUUCAUGGUGGACUCGAGGACUGCAAGGUGCCUAGGUCCUGUGACUGCAAAACAAGCUUAAACUGUCACCCUUCCACCACUGUGCUGACAGUUGUGUUUGUGCUGAUAUGUUGCGUUUAGGCUUUGCCAAAUGUAGAGCUGCGCAUUAUGAACAAAUAGCUCCACCUUGGACUCAUCUGUCAAGAAGAUUUGUCAUUUGUUCUGAUGCAACCUUGCAAACCUAAGCUGUGCUGUCAUGUUCUUUUUAGACAGAAUAGGCUUUCCCCUGGCAAACUUUCCAAACAACUUAUACUUUUUCUGUCUUUCUUUAAUUGUAACACUGAACAUACUGAGGCCAGUAGAGUCUUUCUGUUUGUCAGUUAAUCAAAUGCAUUUGAUGAACAGCACCUGGCUGCCGCUCACCCUUUUAGUUCCUAUGGAAGCAGUCAGGGUGUCCUUAGUUUUUCAUGGGAAAUCAUAGACUGCUUAGACACUCUUUUUCACAUGA